CUUGACAGUAUUAAAGCACAGGUUACCGCUCAAUCAGGGAAUCUUCCCUUCAUCCUUGUGCAAACUGUCUGGGCCUGAAUGCCAGCGCCCUCCUCUGACCUCUCCUCUCGCACGGCAUCUUCAGUGCUCGGCCAUGUGAACCUCAUGAUGGAUACAUUCAUCGCUAACGCUAACGCGGAAGAUCUCCGUGCGAUCGUACGAGGGAUGAUCGCGACCAGCCCCCCGGCAUCGGCAUCGAGCCUUGCUUCACUGGCGCGACGCAGGCUAGUACAAACCGGAGCCCCGAGCGUUCCUUCACCGGACGGCCUAUUCAUUUCCGAUACAUCGCGCGGUUUAAGUGCACCUACCGAUAAACUGCGACAAGUUCUAUCACGAGUCCGAGCUCUCUACGGAGCCGGACUCGGAUUCGCGAGUCUGAAGAUCCUCGCGGUGAUCGUAAAGGCGGCGGAGGGCGUAAAGUGGAUGGAAGGAAGCGAGUUGGAGACGCUGCUUGCGGCGAUCGACGUGGACAUCAGUCAGGCCAUUCAGAGCUGCAAGGAAGAGGCGGACAGUGGGAGGGUGACGAACUUGGCAUUCGGGAGGGCGGCGGUGAAUGAAUUGCGCGCUGCUGUCAAGGGGAACAGGAUGGUAGUGGUAUCCGGGGUGGGCGGUUACCAAUUCGAGCAGGGAGAGAACGCGCUAGACUACUGGAAGAUCUAAAGUUUAUUUGCGCUCGGAGGACUCGAUACAUAAGAUGAUUGACUCUGUGAUAGCAUG
Messenger RNA from Fomitopsis serialis, 756 nucleotides. RefSeq lists its product as uncharacterized. The coding region runs from base 79 to 699 and encodes 206 amino acids. NCBI's taxonomy places the organism in Eukaryota, Fungi, Basidiomycota, Agaricomycetes, Polyporales, Fomitopsidaceae. The transcript is spliced from 4 exons. The record is from RefSeq and is a predicted model, not a curated record.